UCACCAGUACAUUUUUGGUCAAGCGCCUUCACACGUUCCCUGUGUGCCAUGUGGUGGACGAGGAGUGAGCCUCCGUGAUGCGUCUGUCUCACUGUCGCCAGCUGAUUUUAGUCGUCGCCACUGUUCCAUUAUCUGUCAAUUCUUUCUUGAUUCGUACCAAGGUGUAUUAUUUUCGCGUUCGUUUGAACAGUAUGCCUCUUGGCUCUUUUCAAGUGAAGAGACAGUCAGAACUCAGUUUGAAAUGGUCUUUCUGUCGCCCGCCGUACCAAAACCAAGUUUGUCGCCGUCAUUUGCCUCCACUUCCUUGAACUACGUGCAUUGUUCUCUGUUCCU
Molecule: messenger RNA, 333 nt
Organism: Suillus discolor
Lineage: Eukaryota; Fungi; Basidiomycota; Agaricomycetes; Boletales; Suillaceae
Exons: 3
Coding region: 78-308 (76 amino acids)
Source: RefSeq, a predicted model, not a curated record